UUUUUAUAGGUUAUGUUACCAAUGUGUACAAAAACUGACUCCAGUCUCCACAUGCGGGCAUGUGUUGGAGAGUUGAGCAGGCGAUAUAUGCCGGGCUGCACCAAACGAAAAACCACGUGGGUUAUUUUUCGCAAAUUGCCAUGUACAAUUGUAAUUUUAGUUAAUCAUGUUAUAAUAAUGCCAGAUUUUGAAAACACUUAUUUUAAACAUCAAAUAAAAACUUAAAAGUUUACAUCUUAUUUAUAUACAUAUAUACAUAUAUAUAUACACACUGCGAAGAAGAACAAUGGGUCUUACCAAACAAUAUUUGAGAUACGUUCCUGGAGGAAAUAUAAAUUUAAUAGCUGAUAGUAAUUGUAACAUAGUAUUUGUAACAUUAGAAGGUCAGGAAGGAAGAUUUGUAGCUGUUGGUGCUUGUGAACAUGUUUACAUUUGGGAUCUUCGUCUUGGAGAAAAAGUGCAAGUAUUAUCUGGUGAAAAAGCUAAUGUAACAUGCUUAGCUGCUUCUCCCAAUAAAAGGCAGAUAGCUGCAGGCUAUGAUGAUGGCUCUGUGAAGACUUUUGACUUGCGUUCGGCUGAAAAUGUGAGUGUAUUUGUUGGACAUCACUCUGAAGUCACAUCCCUGGCAUAUGAUCAUUUAGGACAUCAUUUAGUAUCAGGAUCAAAGGAUACGGAUAUCAUUGUUUGGGACGUUGUUGCAGAAAAUGGAAUAUGUAGAUUAGUGGGACAUAAAGGUGUUAUAACUAAAGUUGCCUUUAUGCGUGAUCAUAACAUUGUCAUUAGUUCUAGUAAAGAUACAUUUAUAAAAUUCUGGGACCUUGACAAUGAGCAUAAUUUUAAAACUCUUAUAGGUCAUCGUUCCGAGGUUUGGGGAUUUACAUUAGUUAAAGAUGACGAGUAUUUGGUAUCCGGAUGCAAUGAUCGUGAAUUGCAUAUAUGGAAAAUUUAUUUUACUGAUGCUCUAAAAUCAGACGGUAAUAUUGAAUUACCUAAUUUAGCCAUAGAAGAUGAUGGCGAUGAAGCAGACAUGAAAUACCCAUUGCGUUGUGUUAAAAUUGGCAAUAUCGUGAGGGUAGGCAAAGGACGAAUAAAUUCAUUAACAGCAGAUUACAGUGGACAAAUUGUUGGAUGUCAUGGUACUGACAAUACAGUAGAGUUAUUCCACUUUUUACCUGAAGAUCAAAUUAAAACGAAAAAAUCAAAACGUUUGGAUAAAUUAAAAAAGAAAGCAGCUUCUGAUGAGAAGAUAAAAGAGAAACUACAGGAAGCUGAAUUAGAUACAAUCUUAAGGGAUCAAAUUAACAGACUCUCAGUUAUAAAAGUUUCUGCCAAAGCAAAAGCACUAGAUCUUAUUAUGGGACGAGGAGAUGAACUUAGAAUAUGUACAAAUGUAAGCAACAACACAAUUGAGCUCCAUUCCUUAGCAGUCACAGAAAAAACUGCUGAACCACAACUCCUUCGAACAUUAAGUUCUCAUGGUCAUCGAACUGAAGUUAGAGCAGUUUGUUUUAGUUCAGAUAAUUUAGCAUUUGCUACCGUUAGUGGAGACUCUGUAAAAUUAUGGAACAGACCUACGCUAACAUGCUUAAGAACAGUGGAAUGUGGAUAUGCAUUAAGUCUUACAUUUGUACCUGGUGAUAGACAUUUAAUUGUUGGUUUGAAGAGUGGAAAAAUGCUAAUUAUAGACAUUGCAGCAGGUGACAUUUUAGAAGAAAUACCAGCUCAUGAAAAUGAAUUAUGGAGCGUUACUCUAUUGCCAACUUUGAAAGGUGUUGUCAGUGGUGGGGGAGAUAAGACCGUAAAAUUUUGGCAAUUCGAGCUUGUUGAAGAUCCUGAAAGUGAAAGCAAAGCUAAAGUACUUUCUGUAAUUCACUAUAAAACUUUAAAACUGGAAGAAAGUGUACUUUGCGUCAGAAUAAGUCCUAAUAAUAGAUUUGUAGCUGUUGCAUUGUUAGAUUCAACAGUAAAGAUCUUUUUUCUUGAUACAUUCAAAUUCUUUGUAUCUUUAUAUGGCCACAAAUUACCAGUUUUAUGCAUGGAUAUUUCCAGUGAUUCUGCAUUAAUUGCAACUGGCUCAGCCGAUCGUAACAUUAAAAUUUGGGGUUUAGAUUUUGGCGAUUGUCAUAAAUCAUUAUUCGCACAUGACGAUUCUGUAACAGGAAUUGCGUUUGUGCCAAAAACUCAUUACCUAUUUACUUGUGGAAAAGACGGAAAAGUUAAGGAAUGGGAUGCUGAUAAUUUCCAAAAAAUCGUUACAUUACAAGGUCACACUGGACAAGCAUAUAACUGUGCCGUAUCACCUAACGGAGUUUACGCUGCUUCUUGUGGUUCCGACAAAGUAAUACGUAUUUACGAAAAAAGUUCAGAAAUUUUAGUUCUAGAGGAUGAAGCAGAAGAGGAAAGAGAAAAACAAGAAAAUGAAUUAGUAACAGGCGAAACAACAGCGGUUCAAGGUCAAAAAAAUCAAAUUUUACCCACUCGUAAAACAGUUAACAGUGAAAAAGCGGCUGAGUUAAUCCUCGAGUGUUUGGACAUAUGCAAAGCGUACAAAGAAGAAUGUUCAACUGUUGUACCACCCAAUCCAAUGCCACCAUUACCAUUAUUAAUGCAAGCAUACAAGUGCAAUACUGUCGAAGAAUUUUUAUUGGAAACCAUCAAGAGAGUUCGCGCAAGCGAUUUCGACGAAGCUCUAUUUUUACUGCCGUAUUCGGCUGCGUCUGAAAUUCUGAGGAUGUUACCGAGUCUAUUGAAAAGUCAAUAUCAAGCAGAAAUCGUAGCAAAAUUAACAUUGAGUUUAAUUCAAGCACAUCAUGGACCAAUUAUCGCCAGUCAAGAACUUCUACCUCAAAUUGAAGAAAUUAAAUCUCUUGCUCUACAACAAGUUUCGUCGUUGAGAGAUACCCUUGGAUUCAAUCUAUACGGAAUGGCUUAUAUGCAACGUGCAAUUGAAGAAAAUGAGGGAAUUCAGCUGUUUAAAGAGGCUACGAAAACUCAAAAGAAGAAAAACAGCAAGCGGAAAAACAAGGAAAAAGCUCUGAAAAGAGCUAUUAUGACUUUAUGAAUUUUGUAAAAAAAAAAAAUACUUUUUAUGACACAUGCAUGAAAAACGCCACUUUCCAUGCAUCUAAGAUGAAUAAAAAAUCGAGUUUCUCUUAGCAGCGGGAGGAAAAAAUGUUUUCCUCCCUAGGGAGUAGUUUUUUCCACAAACGUUUAGUCCUCGAAUUUCCUAUUCCAUUCAAAUGCAUGGAGUGGCAUAUUCAUGCACUUAUCACGAAAAGUACGGUGUAGAAUAAGGGGGAGUGGCUUUUUCAGACUCGGGUGAUGUUUCGCGUACGAGUGGGAGUCGAGGGCGCCGUAGGCCCUCGCUAGAAAAAGCCAAAUUUCCCCCCUGGUUGCGCGCCAUACUAUUUUACUUGUAAAUAAUAAUAACUAUUAUUACUAUUACUACUAUACUGAAAUAUUGAUUUUUGUUUAAGAAUAUUCAUAAAAAAAAGUUAAGACUAUCUUUCAUAGACUAAAAA
This is a messenger RNA of Nasonia vitripennis (jewel wasp), 3521 nucleotides long. Its product is annotated as WD repeat-containing protein 3. Gene Ontology annotation, cellular component: Pwp2p-containing subcomplex of 90S preribosome; small-subunit processome. The coding region runs from base 287 to 3061 and encodes 924 amino acids. NCBI's taxonomy places the organism in Eukaryota, Metazoa, Arthropoda, Insecta, Hymenoptera, Pteromalidae. The record is from RefSeq and is a predicted model, not a curated record. Gene Ontology annotation, biological process: maturation of SSU-rRNA. Gene Ontology annotation, molecular function: snoRNA binding; protein binding. The transcript is spliced from 14 exons.